Aspergillus tanneri is the source of this 1506-nucleotide messenger RNA. It is a transcript of the gene OXA1, whose product is annotated as membrane insertase OXA1. Gene Ontology annotation, molecular function: membrane insertase activity. Gene Ontology annotation, cellular component: mitochondrial inner membrane. The coding region runs from base 1 to 1506 and encodes 501 amino acids. Lineage: Eukaryota; Fungi; Ascomycota; Eurotiomycetes; Eurotiales; Aspergillaceae. The transcript has 3 exons. Gene Ontology annotation, biological process: protein insertion into mitochondrial inner membrane from matrix; mitochondrial respiratory chain complex IV assembly. The record is from RefSeq and is a predicted model, not a curated record.
AUGCUGGGCGGGUCCGGUCUCCAGGGACGUGGCAUUAUGCCCGCUAUUUCCCGGCAGCGAUUGACUGCCUCCUCGCGCUCUAGCCGCUCGAUGUCCUCCUUCCGGCCUCCGAUAUCUGGGUUUCCGGUUCGCUAUGGGCGACCGAAUCAGUCUGUAAUGGGGAGUCGUUCCUGGAAGCCCGCCUCACCUACCCUCAGUACUAUCGCCAACGCUCGAUUCAACUCGACUUCGUCUACCACGUUGCUUGCCGGCCAGGCCGCCGAUGCGGCUCCUCCGGCAAACGCCUCCGGGAUUCCUGAUCUGUCGGUCACUGACAUCAAUGCAAUACCCGAGAAUAUUGGAUAUCUCAAAGAGUUGGGCCUCGACUACGGCUGGGGACCAUCGUCCCUCGUGGAAUUCAUCAUCGAACAUUUCCACAUCUGGGGAGGCCUGCCAUGGUGGGCCAGUAUUAUCGGAACCGGCAUACUCAUCCGGCUGGCGCUGUUGAAGCCGAUGCUUGGGGCGGCGGAUACUGCGACUCGACUAAACAAUAUCAAACCCCUUCUCGACCCACUCCGAGCUAAGAUGGGCCGCCUCAUGCAGGAAGGCAAACGUGAAGAGCUCGUGCAGACGAGAGCAGAACUGAGCGCGUUACAAAAGGCUCACGGUGUCAAACCCUACAAAGCCUUCCUUCCAAUGCUUCAGAUCCCCUUUGGAUUUGGUUGCUACCGGGUUGUUAAGGGUAUGACUUCGUUGCCAGUACCAGGAUUGGCCAUGGAAUCGGUUGGUUGGUUAAAGGAUCUGACCAUUGCGGACCCGUACUUUGUUCUUCCGGCAUGCUCGGCACUGUUCCUGUACCUGUCUCUGCGGAAAGGAGGAGAAACCGGGACGAACCAGUUUCGAGAUUCUUCAUUUGGAAAGAUGGUACUUUUCGGAUUCCCAGCUAUCUCCUUCACCUUCAUGUCCUUCUUCCCGAGCGCACUCCAGCUCUACUUCGUCGCCACGGGUUUCGUGGGUCUAACGCAGGCCUACGUACUCGGCUCUCACUCGUUCCGAAAUUUCGCCGGCAUUGCCCUUCCCCAGCGGGUCCUGAGCCCAGAACAAGCAGCAGCGCAGCAGCGCAAGACAAUCCGCCUGCUGGCGGAUAGUUCGGAGGCCCCCGCGAAGGCCACGAACCAGGCACCAAAGGCCGUGGCACCGAGCUGGAUCGACCGCACCGCCCAGUCUGCCGUUAAGUUCCAAAAGGAGGUUGUGACCGAAGUGACUGAGAAGUUGAACCAAGCCCGCGGCAAGGCGCCGGCCACUAAUGCCGACGGGUCUCCUAUCCAGGGCCCCCGGCUCAGCGAGAAGGAUCGCAAACUGGCGAGCGACUACGAGCAGCGGAGACGGGAGGAAGAUGAGUGGAAGCGGGAGGAAAGGAACCACGCACGUCGGGAAGCCCAUGCAAAAGCCCUGGAGGCUGAAAGGGAGAGGGCCCGUUUGGCGUUCCGGGAUGCCCAAAAGAAGGCAUCUACCAAUCAACGGUGA